CCAGACUGCACAUGCGCAAUUCUAUCAUCGUUUUGAAUCUGUAGUUUGGCUAACUGCUUGUUGUCUGUUAGCUUUGUUUAAAAGCCUACAUUUACUCAGUCGUACAUUCAUAAGAUGUGGGCCACUUGUUAAGGCAACAGUGCAUGUGAAAAAAAAAUGUAGCAGCUGCGAAGUAAUGUCAACUCCUCACGACUCCGUUUGUUUAGUAUGAGCUCCCUAUCAGCCCAGCCUCCGGCUUCAGGCUCGUCAUGCAGGGCGCUACCUGGAGAAGGCAACCAGGUGCAACCAAAGGCUCCUCUCCUCCAGAUUUUGCGAGUUGCUGGAGCCCAAGAAGAUGUCUUCACACUCAAAGAAGUGAUGCACUACUUGGGUCAGUAUAUCAUGGGGAAGCAACUGUAUGACAAACAGAGGCAGCACAUAGUCCACUGCCAGGAUGAUCCUUUGGGAGAGCUGCUGGAAGUAGAGAGCUUCUCUGUCAAAAACCCGAGCCCAGUGUAUGAAAUGCUCAAGAAGUACUUGGUCGUUAUCGGUUGUGCUGACGCUGCAGAGAAUCUUUCUGUGGGCCGUGAAUGUGUAGAGGGCGGAGUGGAGGAUCGUGGUCAGAUGUGUGGGGGUGUGGUCAAGGCAGGGAUAGAGGCUGGCAGCGAUGGGCCUCUCCUGCAGACCCCCUCUCAGCGACGACCUCGGGAGCCAGACGAUGAUUCUCUUGAAGGUCUGCCGCGCUCAGCCUGCAAGCGACCCAAGUUGGAUGUUACUCUGGACGAGUGGGACCUCUCUGGCUUGCCCUGGUGGUUUCUGGGUAAUCUCCGUAAUAACUACAACCGUAGGAGCAACGGUUCCACUGACAUCCACACAAACCAACUGUCUCCUGCACAGGAAGAGGACACGGCCAUCGUGUCAGAUACCACCGAUGACCUCUGGUUUCUGACCGAGGGAGAGAGUGAACAGGUGAGCGUGGAGAUGAAAGAGGCUGCACUGGAAGAAGGAAGUGGAGGAGAAGGAGAGGCUCCUCUGGAUGAUGAUGAUGGAGGAGGGAAGGAAGAGAAGGCCGAUCGGGAGAUGCAGGAGGAGCCAGAUGAAGACUCUCAGUGUCUGAGUGAUGAUACUGAUACAGAGAUCUCCACACAGGAUGCGUGGCAGUGCACAGAGUGCCGUAAAUAUAACAUACCUCUCCAGAGGUACUGUGUUCGCUGCUGGGCUCUACGUAAGAACUGGUACAAAGAUGUCCCUCGACUUGCCCAUUCCCUUUCGGUUCCUGACAUCCCAGCAUGCAGCUCUCUCCUUACUCACGAUGAGGAAGAUGACAGCGACACAGGCAUCGAUGUCCCAGACUGCAGCAGGACGGUGUCUGAUCCUGUCAUCCUGCCUUCCCACUCCACCGCUGACAGACCCUUGCCGACGAUGGUUAUGGGGAAAGGCAAGGGGCCUCGGGCCUCCAGCUUCCACAAGGAUGAGCAGCUCUCAGGAGGGGAGAGUCAGGAAAAUCUGGGCAUGGAGGUUGAAGACGUUAGGCCUGAAGCACUGUUAGAACCUUGCAAGCUCUGUAGAGUGCGACCACGUAAUGGAAACAUAAUCCACGGACGUACGGCUCACCUGCUUACUUGUUUCCCCUGUGCAAGGAGGUUACACAAGUUCCAGGCUCCUUGUCCAGGAUGUGGAAAGAUCAUUCAAAAAGUUAUUAAGAUGUUUAUCCUCUAAAAAGCACACAACCCCAUUUGUCAGCCUGUGGGGACCUAAACAUCAAGAACACACUUUCAGACACAUUCAACCAUACAGUUGCAUGCUCAUAGAUAAAGUCUCUGCUCUUACACACACACACACAGACACACAGUGCACCUUACCCGCACUUAAAAUCUACAGAGAUGUACUCAAAAUAUAAAACAUAGCACUUGGUGAAGCUUGCUCUUGGUUGCAUGGUUUAUUUUGCGUCUCACUGCCUCUGAAGUAUUGCUGAUAUAUGAAACAUGGACACAAGAGUCCGUCAAACCAAAUGUUUGUGUUGGUGCCACAUUUAUAUGAGGGACAUAGACAAAGGCAGAAGUAUUUAUUUAUUUAUUAAAGGAUCACAUAGGAGUGCACAGUUGGCGUGAGCUUCUAUAUUAUGGUCUCAUGAAGGCUUGUUUUUUUCAGGCUGUGUGAAUUUUGUUUGUGGGUUCAUACAUUGCAUUUAAAAUGGAGUGUUUCUCCCAUUGUUGUGUUCUUUUUGUUUGAUUUUCUUUCUCUUUAGAAUCAUUUCAUCCAUCAUCUGGGCAAAAAUGGAUAAAUCACUGCAGGUAUGUUACUCCAACAGAUUUUCUUUAAACAUCCUUGAGGUUAUUUUGCUCUUUUUGUUAGUUUUUUUUUUUACCCUCUCUGCAUCUCCUUAGGUAUUGUGACUCAGAGGUUUGAGUUAUGAAGACAAGAUUGAAGGAAGAAAAAGGCAAGCAAGUCUUAAAAACUAAAACUUUUUCAGCAGCUACAGAUUUAUGAAAAUGUUCUAUGCUUUUUUUUUUUUAAAAGCGUGUUUCCUCAGCGUGAGUGAAUGUAUUAUAAAAUACAAAGGUGGUGGCUUGAGUCCUGUUUCUCUCUUAAUAUUUUAAAAUGUAGAAUUUAACCAGCUCAAGAAUGCACAGCUGAAGUAUUAACAAUUUUUUCCUCUUGGUGGUAAUUUGAUGUUAAUAUAUAUAUUCAAUAUUUACAAUUGCCAAACCUCUGAUAGCAGUUAUGCCUGCAGUAAGUUAUGUCGCAGAAGUGCCGGUUCAUGUUUAAAUGUCAUCAUUCAGCAAGGAUGCUUUACAUCUCUUCCUAAAUUUAUCCUUAAUAAACAGUUUAUGUAUAUUUUGUAUUUAACUUAUUUAUGAUUCUGUUUUAAUUGUGACCUCCUAUGAAGCAGAAAAAGGCUGCACUUGUUACAUAGUUCUAAUUUGUAAUUUCCUAAAGGAUGGAGAGGAAACAGGCUGAGUUACCACACGUACCCUCAGCACUGCGCAGUACUUCCAGGGAGUUAGGGGUUUGAUUCAAGCGUUACACUGCCAUGUAAUGAUUUUCAGCUUAAAUUAGUCUAUUAUGGAUUUUAUUUUGAUGGUUUUGCAUCGUCUGAUGAUUGUAUUGCUGGGCCACAUUGAUUAUUUUGAAUGAGUGUGUGAGCUGUCUAGAAAUAACUACAGUAUGCACUAUAUAAUUCUCACAAGUAUGAUGUCCAGUGACAGUAGGCAUUUAACUCUUGGCUCUGCUUAGUGUAGAGGGUAUAACAUAGUUCUUUGAUCGGCUGUUCACUUGCGCUUAAUCGUUCUGCCAGCAGGUGGAGAGAAGUUUCAGUCUUGUAGCUGUUGCCCACAGAAACUGUACAGUACCAGUACUGCCAUGUAAUACAUAUAUAGAGCAUGCCUCUUGUUGUGACUAGAGCCAGCACUGAGCUGGUUUGAGAGCUAUAUUAGCCAUGUAAAAGCUAUAAAAGAUUAAUGUAGCCUGUUGUAUUUAUCAGCAUCGUUGUGCAUCAAGACAAACUCCUAGAUACAGACCUCAUGUAAAUGGCAUAAUAUGUAUUGUACCAGUGAUGCUGGUUGCGACCGACAGACUUAAUUGUGGCAAGGACUGAUUUUAAGACUAUAAUGUGCUCAAACAUGGUACAGCUGACGAAGUUAUUUUUUUUUUCUACUUGUCAUGGAAUAAAUAUACAUUGUUAAGCAAUAAAGAGUUGAGAGUUGA
This is a messenger RNA of Acanthochromis polyacanthus (spiny chromis), 3687 nucleotides long. RefSeq names its product MDM4 regulator of p53 (gene mdm4). Lineage: Eukaryota; Metazoa; Chordata; Actinopteri; Pomacentridae. Gene Ontology annotation, molecular function: ubiquitin-protein transferase activity. The record is from RefSeq and is a predicted model, not a curated record. Gene Ontology annotation, cellular component: nucleus. Bases 208 to 1698 code for a protein of 496 amino acids. Gene Ontology annotation, biological process: regulation of cell cycle; negative regulation of apoptotic process; protein ubiquitination. The transcript is spliced from 11 exons.